UCAUCGGCAUACCAGUGUCAUUGAUCACGCCGCCAUAGCACUGAUUCGCAAAUUUCUCCCCUUUUAUAUAUUUUUCUUGGUAAGACAUUGAUUGGCUGAGAAUGGCGAGGUAUUCCCCAAAUUUAACUCGCUUGUUUCUCCGACAAAAUCCUCUCUCAGUACAAAGCAAUAAACCCCAGUUCAGGAACCUUGGCGCCGGAGUAGAUGGCAGCGGCGAACACUCACUCCAGGUCCAGGACCAGUCCCCUAUUCCUGACAAUGUUCAGGGAUUGAAUCAGAUAAUGGUACAAGGGAUUUGGAGGACGAUUCGAACUCGUCCCAGGUGGGAGCAAACCCUAAUUUCUGAUUUUCCGUCUGUCAAUUUCUUCGAUCGGUAUGUUUUAAAUGGGCUUCUAAAGCAGCAAGCUAAUGGUCUUCUGUCACUUCGAUUUUUUUACUGGUUGACGUCACAACCUGGGUUUUUUCCCGAUCAUUCUUCCUGCAAUCUCAUAUUCAGUUGUCUUUUGAAAGCCAAAGCUUCGAAAGCUGCAAGUUCUUUCAUAAAGUCUGUAGAUUUUACUCCUGAACCAGAUUUGUUGGAAGCUUAUAUUAGGUGUUUGUGUGAAAGUGGUGACUAUGAAAAUGCACUUGAGGUGUUCGAUGAAAUGAAAAGCAUAGGAAUUUGUCCGUCAUUAGAAACCUGGAAUUCGGGUUUAUCAGCUCUUAUCCUAGCUAGCAGGACUGAGGAGUUCUGGAAGUUGUACGGGAACAUGAUAGAGUUUGGUGUGGCGGGGGAUGUGGAGACAGUUGACUAUAUAAUUAGGGCUUUCACUAUUGACAAGAAUGUUGAUGAAGGUCACAAACUGCUGAUGCAGGUUCUAGGAGAUGGUUUUGUUCCCAGUAAUGCUGCUUUUAAUAAACUGAUUUCUGGUUUUUGCAAGGACGGCCAUUACUCUAGGGUUUCUUCCCUACUUCAUAACAUGAUUGCGAAAAACCGCACACCCGAUAUCCUUACCUAUCAAGAAAUCAUCAAUGGGUUAUGCAAGAGGAGGAUGACUCAUGAAGGUCUUCGGAUUUUUAACGACCUGAAAAAUAGAGGUUAUGCUCCCGAUAGGGUAAUGUACACAACUAUGAUUCACGGUCUUUGCAAGAUGAAAUGGAUUGAUGAUGCCAGAAAGUUAUGGUUUGAGAUGAUUCAGAAAGGAAUUGUUCCAAAUGAGUACACAUAUAAUGCUCUUGCUUAUGGUUUAUGUAGCAUUGGGAAUCUGAAAGAGGCACAGGAGUUAUAUAAAGAAAUGCUGAAUAGUGGUUAUAGAAAUUCAAUAGUUAGUUACAAUACGAUGAUUAGAGGAUUGUCCUCAUUUGGAAUGACCAAAGAAGCUAAUGCUAUGCUAGCGAAAAUGGAAAAAGAUGGUAUUUCUCGUGAUACUGGCACGUAUAAUUCUUUGAUCAAAGGAUUUUGCGAGGAAGGUAAUAUAGUUGAGGGUUUGGGGCUCCUAAACGAGCUCCAUGAGCGGGGACUGCAACCGUCGGCUGCCUCGUACACGUCUCUUGUUGAGAAAUGUUGCGAGAUGGGAAAUCUGGAAGAAGCGAAAGAAUUGUGGGCUGACAUGUUAAAUAGGGGUGUGGAACCAGCAAAUUGUGUUCAUGAUUUCAUUAUUUGUGGGUUGCUGGAUAAAGGUUAUGAAUUGGAAGGGUUUGAAUGGUUGGAUGCAAUGCUGAAGAAAAAUCUGAAACCUAAAAGGCAGACAUUUGAAGGAGUUAUCAAUUGUUUAUCUGAAGGGGAUAAGUUGGACGAUGCUUUAUACGUUCUUGAUUGUAUGUUUGAUAUUGGAUAUGCAAUUAGUGGAUGUGUUUUUCAAUCGCUGGUCAGAAAGCUAUGUAGAAAUGAUUUGCUUGAUGUGGAAAGAUGCCUGCAUAAUAUCCUCGAAUGAAGGGGAAGCAUUGAAGACUCUUGAGUAAUGAUAACCAUAAAUGUGGCUUGGGCGGUUGUGGUUUGAUUGACCUCCACACGGGACAAGGAUCUCGACAUCAUUUUGAGCAUCGAGUGGGUAACAAAACAUUCUCAACUUUCCUAACGAAUGAUGAGAGGACCGUCAUUCUCAUACCAACCUCUUGUUGAUCGAUAACUUGCAAGGGCAUCAUUGCUCCUCUUUCUAUGUGUUUCUCUGACCUCUAUCUCUCUCCCUCCCUUUCUCUCUCCCUCUUUCUGUCUCUCCAUUGCUCGAUUCGUCUCCAUUUUGGAUCCUCGGGAGGUCUGAUACGGAAUCGUCUCUGACAAUUGGAUUUCAU
This is a messenger RNA of Impatiens glandulifera, 2271 nucleotides long. Its product is annotated as pentatricopeptide repeat-containing protein At5g18950. Bases 102 to 1913 code for a protein of 603 amino acids. Gene Ontology annotation, molecular function: protein binding. NCBI's taxonomy places the organism in Eukaryota, Viridiplantae, Streptophyta, Magnoliopsida, Ericales, Balsaminaceae. The record is from RefSeq and is a predicted model, not a curated record. The transcript has 2 exons.